This is a messenger RNA of Linum tenue, 1856 nucleotides long. NCBI's taxonomy places the organism in Eukaryota, Viridiplantae, Streptophyta, Magnoliopsida, Malpighiales, Linaceae. The record is from the annotation of a GenBank genome assembly.
GUAAAAAUUACAGUAGAGAGUUUGACUAAUGACUGCUGCCGUUUGACCAGAAAUCAAGUUCGAAUUUCCGUUAUCCAGACAUUUCUGGCUGCAAAACUUUCGAAUUUCGAUACACUCUACUUCCUGCCAUUCCGAUCGCCAUCAUGGCCGCCGCCGACGACGUUACCUCAGCUCCUCCGUCCAACCGCAUAGACGUGUUCUGGCACGAAGGAAUGCUGAAACACGACGCCGGCACCGGCGUCUUUGACACCGCCGACGACCCAGGCUUCCUCGACGUCUUGGAAAAGCACCCGGAGAACGCCGACAGGAUCAAGAACAUGGUCUCGAUCCUCAAGCGAGGCCCAAUCGCUCCUUACAUCUCAUGGCACCUUGGCAGAGCUGCUCAAUUGGAGGAACUCCUCUGCUUCCAUACCAGAGAAUAUAUAAAUCAAUUGAUCAAAGCAGAUAAAGAAGGGGGUAAGCAGAUGAUCUGCGCUGGGACAUUCUUAAACCCUGGCUCGUGGGAAGCUGCUCUCCUCGCAGCUGGUACCACACUAUCAGCGAUGAAGCAUAUUCUCGAUGGAAAUGGGAAAGUGGCGUAUGCACUGGUUAGGCCGCCGGGGCAUCAUGCUCAAACCACUCAAGCAGAUGGAUAUUGUUUCCUUAACAAUGCUGGUAUUGCUGUUCAGACAGCAUUGGACUCGGGGUUUGGAAGUGUUGCAGUUAUCGACAUCGAUGUUCAUUAUGGAAAUGGUACUGCGGAGGGGUUCUACUGGACUAAUGAAGUGCUUACUAUUUCAUUGCAUAUGGAUCAUGGCUCGUGGGGGCCGUCUCAUCCGCAGAGUGGAUGUGUUGAUGAGGUGGGAGACGAGGAGGGACAUGGGUAUACCAUGAACAUUCCUCUGCCGAAUGGAACUGGUGAUAAGGGGUAUCUGCAUGCUAUGACCGAGCUGGUUGCUCCCGCCGUUAGCCAGUUCGAACCCGACUUGUUGGUUUUCGUCAUUGGCCAAGAUUCAAGUGCUUUUGACACCAAUGGAAGGCUAUGCUUGACAAUGGAUGGAUAUCGAGAGAUUGGACGGAUUGUUCAUGGUUUGGCGAAUGCACAUUGUGGUGGGCGUCUGCUUAUUGUUCAAGAAGGUGGAUAUCACGUCACCUAUUCGGCUUAUUGUCUCCAUGCAACUCUGGAAGGGGUGCUCGACCUUCCAGAACCACUUUUAUCUGAUCCCAUUGCGUACUACCCUGAGGAUGAAGCAUUUGCUAUGAAUGUUGUCAAUUCAAUCAAAAAGUACCAAACAAACGCCACUUUCCCAUUUCUCAAGCAAGGUUGACUAGGAGGCAACUUGCUCGGUUCUCACCUGAGGAGGGCAAAGUGUUUUUCACCCCAUCAAUGAGAUGGGUCCUUCACUCCUUUAUGUGUGUCCCUCUGUCAUCAAGUGCCCCUUUUUUACAGUUAUCAGUAGCACAAGAACGUGCUGAUCUCCUUGAAUAGUGGAGGGUCUUUUUCAGUGGAUGGGCAGCAGCAUAUUACUGCUAGCAAAACAGAGAAGUUAGCUCUGCUAAUUGAGCCACUUGUUAGUAUGAUUGCUCUCGACAGCUUUUUUACCCAUUUGAUUAGUUUUACCUGGUCGUUGGUGCUGUCCUCGAGAUGAAGAAGAGGGAUUGCUUCCUUUCUCGUUGAACUUAUGGUGUGUUUUCGUUACAGACAUGAUUGACAAUUAGCAUACUCUCAUCAUUGAUGGGGAAAAAAAAGAGGAAAGGCUGGUCAGACUCUAAAGCUUAUGGCCUGGAUCAUAAGCAAUGAGUGGUUGUUCAGAACAGAGAAGAACAGCCGAUCACACCAUUGUAAGUCUUGUAGCAUAAGUCUUACACAAUCUCCA